Aethalodelphis obliquidens (Pacific white-sided dolphin) is the source of this 1198-nucleotide messenger RNA. RefSeq names its product putative protein FRMPD2-like. Lineage: Eukaryota; Metazoa; Chordata; Mammalia; Artiodactyla; Delphinidae. Gene Ontology annotation, molecular function: protein binding. The transcript has 6 exons. Bases 103 to 1065 code for a protein of 320 amino acids. The record is from RefSeq and is a predicted model, not a curated record.
CCCCCCAGCUCAGCUCCCUACCCCUCCUUGAGGCUGUGUGGAGGGGUGCUGGGCAGGGGCCUCGCAGAAGAGUCCUUCCUGCAGCCCCAGGAGCUCGGGGACAUGACAUCUGUCCCCCUCCCAGGUGACCGGCUCUUGCAGGUGGAUGGAGUGAGUCUGUGUGGCCUCACCCACAAGCAGGCCGUGCAGUGCCUCAAGGGCUCUGGGCAGGUUGCAAGACUGGUCUUAGAGAGAAGAGGCCCCAGGACUGCACAGCAGUGUCCUUCUGCUAAUGACAGGAUGGGAGAUGAAUGCACGGCUGUUUCCUUGGCAACAGUCUUGCCUGGAAGGCCUGCGAGCAGUGUCUCAGCGACAUAUGGUCCCAGGUUUGAAGUCAAGCUAAGAAAGAACGCCAGUGGUUUGGGAUUCAGUUUCGUGCAGAUGGAGAGUGAACGCUGCGGCCAUCUCAAGAACGAUCUUGUGAGGAUUAAGCGGCUCUUCCCGGGGCAGCCGGCAGAGGAGAAUGGGGCCAUCGCAGCUGGUGACAUUAUCCUGGCUGUGAACGGAAGGCCCACAGAAGGCCUCGACUUCCAGGAGGUGCUGCAUUUACUGCGAGGAGCCUCGCAGGAAGUCACGCUCCUGCUCUGCCGACCCCUGCCAGGUGUGCUGCCUGAGAUGGAUCAGGGCUGGCAGACACCUGUGCUCUCAGCAGACAAAGAAUUCACCAGGGCAACAGGCACUGACUCAGAGCAGAGCCCCAGCCUAGAUCAAGAGGACAGCCAGAGGGACAGUGCCUCCGCAGAUGCAGGGGAAGGCCUGGGUCUCAGGCCAGAGUCUUUCCAACAGGCCACCGGAGAGGCACAAUGGGACCAAGACACAGAGAGACCCUGGGCCACUUCCUUGACUCGUCCUCGGGAUUCCUACCCUCAUUUAUUCAGACUUCACCAAGAAAUGGAUGCAUCAACAUUGGCUACCUCUUUGGAAAACAAUAUGAAGCAAAACUGCUAUUCAGUUUGUGAUAUCAGGAGACUUGAAAGAUUCUCCUACUCAUCUUCUCUAACCAGACUCUCGACAGAUAUUUUCUGAGUACCCUGUCUGCAUGUUGGAAGCACUGUGCCCAAUGCUCUGUCAUCUUCACGGACUGCUCUUUCUAAUCAAAAACGUGUGUAGUGACUUUCGGCAGCCCCUCGAAGGCUUAUUCUCUCCCUGUUGCUUCUGC